This is a messenger RNA of Laetiporus sulphureus 93-53, 306 nucleotides long. RefSeq lists its product as uncharacterized. The annotation marks the transcript as partial. NCBI's taxonomy places the organism in Eukaryota, Fungi, Basidiomycota, Agaricomycetes, Polyporales, Laetiporaceae. The transcript has a single exon. The record is from RefSeq and is a predicted model, not a curated record.
CUGCAGAUCAUAGAAUCAAUCAUCGAGGACACCUUGCAGUGCGAGUGGAUUCUGGACCAAGGUGCUCAGAUUUGCAUAAUGCGUCAAGAUAUCUGGCAGGACCUCAGAGCACCACUCAACCCAGACGGGGCGAUCCUACUCGAGACCGUGAACACUUCAGUGACUAAGAUCAUCAGGAAGCUUCCAUGUGUGUGUCUUUACUUCGGAAUGGUCAUCAUCACAGUACAGGUCCAAGUCAGUCAGCAUGUGCCAUUCAAGAUACUUCUGGGAUGGCCUUUCUUCACUACCUUGGCAUGCGAGACCUGA